This is a messenger RNA of Mercenaria mercenaria, 2972 nucleotides long. RefSeq lists its product as uncharacterized. The transcript has 4 exons. NCBI's taxonomy places the organism in Eukaryota, Metazoa, Mollusca, Bivalvia, Venerida, Veneridae. The coding region runs from base 1 to 2370 and encodes 789 amino acids. The record is from RefSeq and is a predicted model, not a curated record.
AUGAAGACAAAUAACAGCUCGUAUGGAACAACUAAAUCAAUAGUCCUUGACUACCUUAGACACUAUAGGUUUUUUCAGAACUUUAUAGUUAGGCUACUUUGCUUGCCUGCUUUUUAUUUCAACUGUUUUUCUUUUCAGCUGAAGGAUAGAGCACUUUCAGUUAGUACUUUUGAGGAGUUUGAGGUGCGAAGCGAGGCACUAAAAGCGAUCGACGAGAAGAGACAAGAGGUACUGGAAAUAAUAGAGGACAAAAAACAAGAUGCUAUUGGCGUUAUUGAAGAAAAGAAAGAGGUUGAUAGGCUUACUACACAAUAUAACCAGAUAAAGGAAAGUUUAGACAACUUCAUGUCAUCAACGUCAAGUGACAUACAAAGUUUAAACAGUCGACAAGAUGAUCUUGUAGAAAGUUUGGAAGGUGUAAAAGGAGUGCAACAGGGGGUUGGAAGAAGAUUAGCCGAUUUAGAAUCUUUAGAGAAGAUGCGUAAACUAAAAUAUCAUGUGCUUAAAAAACGUGCAGAUUUUAAGGCUGACCUCGUGGCUUUCUACAGACAAAAUCAUGGUACGCUACCGCUUGCACCACUGGUUAAGGAAUAUGAUGCCCCGAUACUUGACUUUUACGUUAAACCAUCGUUUAAGCUAGCUGACCAUAUGGUGGAAGAAAACAGCGAUCAAAAUAAAUCGAUUCCUUUUCAUUCUUACCGAAAGAUUUUCUUCGAGGAAACACGACAAUGCAAACAUAUUUACAUAACUUCACCAGCGGGGAUGGGCAAAACAUCAUUUGUGAACCAUCUUGUUAUGACAUGGUGUCAUGCACACCAACCAAGAAAGGAAGAUGAGAAACAUUUUGAAGAAUAUAGAGACGAUGUGGAGUUGAUGAAAAGCUUUGAAUUCAUUUUUCUUCUUGCGUUAAGAGAUGCACCCGAGGAGGAUUGUGAAGUUGACGCAAUGAUACAAAACCAAAUCAUGAUAGAUCUAACAAACAGUCAUUGUUACGAUGAAAAUUUCCUGAAAGAAAUACUAGCAAAAGAAACAUGCCUCAUUAUCCUAGACGGACUGGAUGAAUGGUCUCAUCCUGUGACGAAAACCGUGGCAUGUCGAUGUCAGAAAAACAAGUCAAUACCCCGUCUGAUUGUUAGGGAAAAUUGCACAGUUUUGACAACAACGCGACCUUGGAAGCUUACCAAAGCCGGUAUAAGUGAUGCUAGCAUAGAUAAACACGUAGAAAUGACGGAAAUGUCGGUUUCAUCUUAUGACAAACUGGUAGACGAUGUUCUUAGCUUCAUGAAUGCUAGAUAUAACAAAAAUAAACAACCGAAAGAUUUCAAGGAUGAAAUAUUAAAAACAGAUCUCAAUAAGCUUGAAAGAAUACCAUUGGUACUUAUGCAGCUUCUAUGCCUUUGGUUUGAUGGCAAGCCGGUUGGGAGUUCGCGAUGCGCAAUAUUUGCAAACAUGUUAGAAUUACUUUUUAGACGUGUUGAAUCAACAGAUGCUGAAAUAAUGGAAAGCGAUAGGACAGACGUUGCUACAGGUAAAACAAUACCGACAUGUUUCAUUGGUAAUCAUCACUGCAUGGGAAAGUAUGUUUUGUUACGCUCAUUAGGUGCAAUGUCGUUUGAUGCACUUUUUUCCGACAAAGAAAAUCCUCAUCUUGUGUUUGAUAAUGAUAUUACGUUAAACUAUUUGUCAAAAAGUGAACUGCAGUUUUGCUUGAAGGCCGGAAUACUAACACAGAGUAGAUCUCGCGCCACAGUGUCAGCGAGACAGUCAAAGACGUGGUUCAUUCACAAGACGUAUCAGGAAUUUUUGGCUGCUCUGUACAUAUCCACAAGUACAGAAAUGGCUGAAAAAUUGUCCAAACAACUGUUUACGGCGUUAAAUUCACUGCAGGAUUUCAUAGACAUGUCGUUUUUCUUCGUAUUUUUAUACGGUUUAUGCCCAGCUGAUAUAUGUGUUGGCAUUUCAGAAAAAAUCGAAUUUGUUGUUGAACGCACAGAAGAGAUUCAAAUACACAGAACAUCAUUGAAAUCUGCAUACUUACACUCUUCUGUGGGACCCCGUUGUAUGCGUUUAGUUUACUUCCUGGUUGAAUGUGCAAGUGAGAGAAAAGACAAUAAUUCACACCUUGGGAUUAUACCACUGAAAGACUUUUUCCUUCUGGAGGAUGUCCGGUUAAUGGAUACAGUCAAUGAAAUUAUUAAAUCGAAAAUGUACUGCAUUAAGUCAAUAUUCUGGGUAACUCAAGCAUUCCUGGAUUCAAUCGACGUUAAUAACAUACAUUCUGUACAAAAUAUAGCACUUUCUGCAGAUGUCAAUGCGGACAGUGUCCGCACGAUAAUUAUCAAACUCUCUUGCCACGUUAAACGCGAUUGAAAUGCCAGCAUCUUGUUUAGGUGUAGCGUUUGAUAUGUUGAAGAAGGUAGUACACCUUCAGGCUUUAGACCUGUAUCAGUCGACACUACCUCACGAUGAACUUUUCCAACUUUAUUCCUGGAUUUCUCAAUCAACAAAAUUAAAGCAAAUUGAGCUGUCCAGUUUAAUUUGCUGUGACCACAGUUCAAACAGAAGCAGCUGUUGCGACCUCUUGAUUGAUUUGUCUCUACAUGAACAGUUGGAGUUCCUCAAAUUAGAAUUGUUGGACGUCGAUACAGUUGUAAUUUGCCGAGCAGUCCCCAAAACAUGUAAUUUAAAAAGACUGAAGACCAAGACCUCAGUUUAUAUAUCUUUAAGAUGACAACAAAACUAAUUACUACAUGUACUCGGUAUCUCGAAUUUUAAGGGACCAUGCUUUUUCAGUUCGAGAUAAUCGAAAUUCGAGUUAUGAUAAGGGACGUAUAUGUACGAAAUGAUGAAAAAAGUUGGUUCCAACAUCUUUUUAAAGCUCCUGCUAUUGGGCACGCGUACACGAUUUCAUACAGUUUAUUUUUAUCAACGUUUUCAGUUUUUCAACGAAUAAAAACUUUUGAGUCAAAGUU